Messenger RNA from Podospora anserina S mat+, 1845 nucleotides. RefSeq lists its product as uncharacterized. The coding region runs from base 1 to 1845 and encodes 614 amino acids. The record is from RefSeq and is a predicted model, not a curated record. Gene Ontology annotation, molecular function: ATP-dependent protein folding chaperone; ATP binding. NCBI's taxonomy places the organism in Eukaryota, Fungi, Ascomycota, Sordariomycetes, Sordariales, Podosporaceae. The transcript has 5 exons.
AUGGCCCCCCCUACUAUCAAUCCGACGACCAUUGUCGCCGUCGACAUGGGCACAACGUUUACCAGCAUUGCCUGGGCCAGUAGUGCCAAACCGGAUGAAGUUACGAUCCUCCGAGAGUGGCCUACAGCCGACCUUUCAAACAAGCCCGGUGAGAAGCACCUUGAAGGGAAAGUCGAUGGCAUCAGGCAUUACCAGAGAGUCCCGACCAAAUUGUCCAAGACGGGCAAAUGGGGCUUCGAUGUCUCUGAUGAUACCCCCGCAGACCAGGUGAUGGAGUGGUUCAAGCUCGGUCUUUAUCCUUGGGCAAGGAGGCUUACACCUCGACAGCUUGAAUUCAUCAAUGCCGGUCCAAGUCCAGAGUCGUUGGUCACCAAGUUUCUGACAUCGCUCCUGGGGUAUGCCAAGACAAAGAUGAACUUCAAGUCUUUGCCCACUGACUUCGAGUACGUGGCCACUGUCCCAGCCAAUUGGAACAAUGACUCCAAGGAGAAGACCAGGACAGCUUUCCAUACGGCCUUGAGGACGGCGGGUAUGCCGAGCGGGACCAUCCAUCUCCUCUCGGAGCCUGAGGCUGCUGCUAUCUAUGCCAUCAAUGAGAAGGCUGAGCGCACUGCUGAUACAGACACCAAGCUCGAGGUUGGCGAUACAUUCGUGAUUAUUGAUGCGGGAGGCGGCACUGUGGACCUGGUCAUUUACACCAUCACCAACCUCAACCCCCUGAAGGUCAAGGAGGUUGGUCUCCGCGAUGGCGAUCUUGCCGGCUCCGCCCAGCUCAACAUGAGAUUCAGAGAGUACCUCCAUAAUAGAUUCUGGUGUAUUCCAGGGUACGCACUACUUUCGCGUAACAUGCGUGAGAGACAUAUAUCCCCCGCAAUGGCCAAGUUUGAGUUUGAGGCAAGUACCAAGCGCUGUUUCACCAAGUCCUCAGGGACCCACGAGUUCCCCCUCAACCUCAUCCUCAACAACGAACAAGCCGGCGUCUACAAUGACAAGAUAAAGGUCAGCUCGGACCACCUCGAAGACAUCUUCAGGCCCACCGUCGGCAUCAUUGUCAAAAAGGUGAAUGAGCAACAGGACGCGUGCCCGACGAAGCCCAUCAAGGCCUUCAUCCUAGUAGGAGGCUUCGCCGGUUCUCCUUACCUCCGCGGCGAGAUCAAGCAGGCGUACAUAUGGAGGAAGGACAGCCAGAUGCGGACCGAAGUCCCCCUCAUCACACCCACGGAGCCCGACCUGGCUGUCACCCGCGGCGCCAUCAUGAAGGGCCUCUCGCUCGUCGGCGACGGAUCCAGCCGUUUGACACCAAGAAGCAUACCAGUCUGGCGACCAAGACAUUUCAUGACGGGUAUACCGGCAUUCAGAGUGUCGACGCCAUGGUUCGGUUUUUCCAGCGGGGCGACGACAUGGAGGAGAGCAAGCCGUUCUCGUUUCCGUUCUAUUAUCGGCAGCGGGUGGAAAACGGGUGGUUUACAGAGUUGUAAGCUGCGAUCAUGGUGGAUAGAAAAAAGGGGCGGGAGGCCAUGUUGGAGAAGGAUGAGACGCUGGGUACGCUGUGCACGCUCACUGCUGAUGUGUCAAAGGUGCCCGAGGCGGAGAGGGUGCAGAAGAAGGGGGGACGGGAAGAUGUACUAUAUCAUAGAGGGUGACAUCAAGGUUACUCGUGAGUAUUGUCCUGGUCUUUUUUUUUUUUUUUUGCUUUUUUUUUUUUUUGCUUUUUUUUUUUUUUUUGCUUUUUUUUUUUUUUUUUUGCUUUUUUUUUUUUUUGCUUUUUUCUUUUUGCUUUUUUUUUUUUUGCUUUUUUUUUUUUGCUUUUUUUUUUUUUGCUUUUUUUUUUUUUUGCCGUGGUAA